Molecule: messenger RNA, 2643 nt
Organism: Alternaria novae-zelandiae
Lineage: Eukaryota; Fungi; Ascomycota; Dothideomycetes; Pleosporales; Pleosporaceae
Exons: 3
Coding region: 1-2643 (880 amino acids)
Biological process (GO): intracellular signal transduction; protein phosphorylation
Cellular component (GO): cytoplasm
Molecular function (GO): protein serine/threonine kinase activity; ATP binding
Source: RefSeq, a predicted model, not a curated record
AUGUCGGCCGCAAUCGAUAACGAGGACCUCGAGGAGCUCUCCAUCUCCAUGCCCGCCCAGCGGCGAGGAGCGGGCGCAGCAAGCACCACCAGGGCCAAUGACCAGGCCGUCGCGCCGCCCACUGCGCUCGGUACAGCCGUGCAGGAGAGCAAGAGCAAGGACUCCAAGGCGAACCAGCGCCUCGGACAGUAUACCAUAGUCAGGACACUCGGUGAGGGCUCGUUCGGUAAGGUCAAACUGGCCACCCACCAGGUCAGCGGCCAGAAGGUGGCGCUCAAGAUCAUAAACCGCAAGCGCCUGGUCACUCGAGACAUGGCAGGCAGGAUAGAGCGCGAGAUCCAGUACUUGCAGCUGUUACGGCAUCCUCAUAUCAUCAAGCUCUACACCGUCAUAACCACGCCGACGGAAAUUAUUAUGGUCCUCGAGUACGCCGGUGGUGAGCUGUUCGACUACAUCGUCAACCACGGGAAGCUGCAGGAAGCCCAGGCCCGCAAGUUCUUCCAGCAGAUCGUAUGCGCCGUCGAAUACUGCCACAGACACAAGAUCGUCCACCGAGAUCUGAAGCCAGAGAACCUCCUACUCGAUGACGACAGCAACGUCAAGAUCGCCGACUUCGGACUGAGCAACAUCAUGACAGACGGCAACUUUCUCAAGACGAGCUGCGGAAGUCCAAACUACGCCGCGCCCGAAGUUAUAUCCGGAAAGUUGUAUGCGGGUCCAGAAGUCGACGUCUGGAGUUGUGGUGUCAUCCUCUACGUUCUCCUAGUGGGCCGACUACCCUUCGACGACGAGUAUAUUCCGACGCUGUUCAAAAAGAUCGCUGCUGGGCAGUACAGCACCCCAAGCUAUCUAUCCCCGGGCGCUACGUCUUUGAUCAGGAAGAUGUUGAUGGUCAACCCCGUACACCGCAUCACGAUCCCCGAACUACGGCAAGAUCCCUGGUUCACCAAAGACCUGCCUCCGUAUCUCGAACCACCUGCCCAGGAUUUCUUCGACAGUGGGGCGGAUCCGAAUAAGGCGAUCGAUCCUAAGGCACUCGCGCCGUCGGCCGAUGCUCCUCGUGUACAGGCGCUGCACGAGAAUGUCGUGUCGAAGCUCGGCAAGACUAUGGGUUACGCAAAGCAUGACGUGCAAGAUGCAUUGGCACGCGAUGAGCCUAGUGCGAUAAAGGAUGCCUACUUGAUCGUUCGCGAGAACGAGAUGAUGCGGAAGAAUCCCUUGUUGACGGGUCCUGAAUGGGAUCAAAUGUCGCCUCCUACGCACGACAGUCAUAUGGACCGAUUCCGGCCUCAGUCCUUGAACGCUGCUUCUCGACCCCAAUUCAUACCGCCAUCGAACUCGGAACACGAACGGGCACGUCAAGGAUCGAACGCCAGCAGCCAACUCGCAAAUAUAAGAAGUCCUGUGAGCACAGUCGCUAUCUUGCCAAGCAGUCUCACAGAAUACCACAAAGCCUACAUGAAAGGUCACCCGAGACCACUCAGCAGGGUCCAAGACAAUGAUGGUCUCCCACCAACUCCAGAACAGACUGAAGAACAAAGGCAGAUCUCAGCGAGAAGGCUGAAGCCAAACUUCCGCACGAUGCCAGAAGCAGGCAGAAACAAGCCCGAGCCUAUGACGAGUCUGCCAGCCAAGAAGCCUCGAGCGACCAAGUGGCAGUUCGGUAUAAGGUCGAGGAACCAGCCUGCAGAGGCUAUGCUUGCUAUUUUCAAGGCUCUGAAAGCCAUGGGCGCCGAUUGGGAAGUACCUAAAAUACGCCGAGCAGGUGGCAGGAGCGGAUCCCGCAGCCGUAGUACUUCUCAGAACCCUGAUGACCGCUCACCGCCGAAAUCGCGAAGCCAUUCGCAAGAUUCGAUAUCAUCGCAUUCAUCGCACGAAGACCAGGGAGCUAGGGUAAAUUCACCACAUCGUGAGCCGCUUACCGUACGUAACAAGGACACGAAUGAGCAGGAGACGAGAGGUCGACAGAAGAGGCACUACAACCACACCAACGACUGGGGCUACCACGUGCCAGAAGAUCCAUGGGUCAUCAACGCCCGCUUCCGCAAAGAAGGCAUGUUCCCACCCGGUGUCGCACAUCCGUCUUCCACGCACUCGUCGCGUGUCGAUCUCGCCAACGACCCCUCGGGGCUUCGCAGGCGCAGUUCCACCAACGCAAGUGCAUCAAGUAUCAGUCACGGCAUAGAAGGCCUGACUCCAUCUGAGCGUGCAAACUCCAUCAGCGAAGAACACCCCUACCCCGACGAAGCAGUCUGGAUCUACAUGUCCAUUCAACUGUACAGUAUCGACCGCGAUUUCUUCGUCGUAGACUUCAAAUGCGCCGGCUACGAACGUCUCGUGUCCAACCUCGUCCGCGAAAUCAAAGCGACCCCCUCCCUCGACACAUUCGCACUCUCCUCAAGUCACCAGAACCCACACCAAGACGGAUGGGACGACGAACAAGGCAUUUGGCGCAGACUGGGUGAGGGUGAACCGCUACCCGAGGACCUGGCGAAUAAGCUUCGCGAGGGAGGAACGGAUAUCCUACGAGAGCGGACGGAGCUUGUCGGUGCGGGACGACAGGAGGGAGAGAAGAUUGUCACUAGUCCCUUUCCUUUCUUGGACGUCGCUAGCACCCUUAUUCUGCAGUUGAGCGGGGAGUAA